ACUCAUGGAGAGGAAGAGUAGCUUGAGCAACAGCUUGAAGGACCACUGCACCAGAGACUCCUCCGCCGCCUCCCACCACCACCACCACCACCAGAGGCUGAACAUGAUAAAGGUGGGCUCUUCUCUGAUCGGCAACUACCCGAGCCACGCCGAAGACUACCUGACUGGUCUCUCUUGGCCUCCAAGGUCUUACUCGUGCAGCUUCUGCAAGAGGGAGUUCGGCUCGGCCCAAGCCCUCGGCGGCCAUAUGAAUGUUCACCGGCGGGACCGCGCGAGGCUGCGGCAGUCGACCCCACCUCCGCUGCUGGCGGCCAAGGCCGAGAAGGCCGACUGUAGCGGCGGCCAGUACCCGCUUCUCGGCCUCAACCUCAACCAUAACCCUAAAGCUAACUCCAACAACCCUAACCCUAGUUUCUCCUCUUCCUCUUUGUCCUCGCCUCCUCAUUUCGCUCAAGCAUUGCCGACCUCGACUCGUCCUCCUCCUCCUCCACCUCCUCCUGCCUUUUCUUCAACACUGCCAUCGAUGAAUUUCCCUCCAGCCAGUGAUACCGGACAGACCCGCAAGUGUCUUGCCACUAGGGUUGGCGAAGCGGACUGUGGUUGGACUACUCAAGGACUCGCCAAGGACACUAAGAUUGUUAGGCUGGGGAUGCAGGUGGAUCUUCUCAACAACUUCAAAGAAGAUGAGGUCGAUUUGGAACUUCGCUUGGGUUACUCCAAUUGAGUGAGGCUUUUAAUCACUUGCCCUCCUUUUGGUUUUCAAUCUUUACAUGUUGUUAUCUUUCAGAUCUCUGUGAGAAGAGUAUAAUGAUCAAGAGUUUAUCUUAGAUUGCUAGUAGUAGCCCAGAUCUAAGUUCACAUAUUGCUAUAUGUGUAUGUAUAUAGCAAAUGUCCUAACUCAUCCAUUGUGCUCGAUCAACCACUCCUAAAUGUGCUUCC
Rhodamnia argentea is the source of this 939-nucleotide messenger RNA. Its product is annotated as transcriptional regulator SUPERMAN-like. Bases 5 to 724 code for a protein of 239 amino acids. The record is from RefSeq and is a predicted model, not a curated record. NCBI's taxonomy places the organism in Eukaryota, Viridiplantae, Streptophyta, Magnoliopsida, Myrtales, Myrtaceae. The transcript has a single exon.